Talaromyces stipitatus ATCC 10500 is the source of this 2034-nucleotide messenger RNA. RefSeq names its product FF domain protein. Gene Ontology annotation, cellular component: nucleus. The record is from RefSeq and is a predicted model, not a curated record. The transcript is spliced from 2 exons. NCBI's taxonomy places the organism in Eukaryota, Fungi, Ascomycota, Eurotiomycetes, Eurotiales, Trichocomaceae. Bases 313 to 2034 code for a protein of 573 amino acids. Gene Ontology annotation, molecular function: RNA polymerase binding; transcription coregulator activity.
CUUUGAUGAAUAACUUCUGGAUUAUACCCAGCGCUGUGCUGUUUUGAUGGAUGAAGGGUGUUUAAAAUGUAGAAAGCGGUGGUAGCUGUUAAGCUCCCGGAGGACUAGGCAACUCGCGUUCGCCAAGCUCGGGCCACUCCGCAGAUCAGCUUUCCCGCAUCAAAAUCGAAUGAUGCAAAAGAACUUCUCUCGAAUAACGACUCGAUACGAGCACAUUGUCGACGUAGGAACUAUCCUUUGACAAGUUGGUCAUUGCUCUUUAUAAGUGCCGCUAAAAGCUGUUCUCGUCUCUUCACCGCUAUCCAAACAACCAUGUUAAAGUCUACUUAUAGACCUCCACCUCCGCUUCCACCGGGGUGGACAGAGCAUAAAGCUCCAUCAGGCCAUCUGUACUAUUAUAAUGCAGCAACCAAGCAAUCUACCUACAAACGCCCUACAGCAGCCCCCGUUUCCACCGCCCAACCAAUAGAUCCUACUUUGGCGCAAACGAGCUAUACUCCAGAGAACCUUCCUCCUUUUUCUUCAACUCCUUAUGGACCUACUGCUGGGACAGCGCAGUCGGACAGGUUCACUCCGAACAACACAUACCAGCAGUAUCGCACAGGGCACGAUAGCAGCAGGGGCCAUGGAAAUCGGAGGCAUCGGGAACCCAGUGAUCGCCCAAAAUCUAAACACAGUAUUCCUGGAUGUGCCCCGUGGCUGCUUGUGAAGACCAGAUAUGGACGGCGCUUUGUACAUAAUCCAGAAACGAAGGAAAGUUAUUGGAGGUUUCCGGAACAUGUAUUGAAGGGUGUGGUGGAAUUUGACCGUUUAGAAAGGGAGAAGAAACAAGAAGUACAAAUUCACGAUGACAAAAGUCAAGAGUCACCCGAGACAGGCAAGCAAGAUGAAGGAGAGAAGAAAAUUCAAUCACAGGAAGCUUCUGUGGAAGCAGCGCCAGAUGAAGCGGAUAGCGACGAAUACGAAGAAGUAGAGGUGACCGAUGAUGAAGAGGGUGAGGAACAAGCUAACAAGCGACCACGGGUGAAAGAUGAGCAAGCCGACGCCGAUCGACCAUUGGAGUUCAAUGAAGAAGACAUUGAUUAUCAGCUUGCAGCGAUGGGCGAGGAUUAUGGCUUAGAUCCCGGCGAAUACGGAGAACCUGGUGAGGAAGGUUGGGAAGAAGGCGUGGAAGGGCUUUCUUUGACCGAUGAAGAAGCGACUGCCCUGUUCAGCGAUCUACUCGAUGACUACCAUAUUAAUCCGUUUACUACCUGGGAAAAAGUUCUGGAGGAAGGUCGCAUUAUUAACGACACCAGGUACACUGUAUUAUCGAACAUGAAAGCACGGCGGGAAGCGUUCGCAUCCUGGAGCCGUCAGCGCAUACAGGAAAUUAAGGCACGCAAGGAAAAGGAGGAGAAGAAAGACCCGCGGAUCAAAUAUAUCGCUUUCCUUCAAGAAUAUGCCACGCCAAAACUAUAUUGGCCAGAAUUUAAGCGCAAAUAUCGAAAGGAGGAUGAGAUGAAGAACACGAAGAUGUCAGACAAGGAUCGUGAGAAGCUUUAUCGCGAUCAUAUUGCACGUCUGAAACUCAGCGAAAGCACUAGGAAAUCAGACUUGUCGGCCUUACUCAAGUCGAUUCCUCCUCGGGAUCUGAACAACUCCACGAAUAUAGAGGCUCUUCCUCCGGCGGUUUUGACCGACCUACGCUAUAUUUCCUUACCGCCCAAGAUCCGCGACCCAUUAAUAGAAGCAUACAUCUCUACCCUCCCACCUGCUCCUGAAGAAGAAACCUCUGCUCUAUCAGCCCAGGAACAGCGAGAGCGGGAGCAGAAACGGCUGGAGCGAGAUCGAAGGGAAAAUGCCCUGGCUGAGAGAGAGCGUCGUGUCGAGGAAGAGAAACGACGUCUAAAGGGAGGGCUAAUUCACGGCAAGAAGCUUUUAGAACAGGAAGCUGCCGAGAUUCAGGAAGCUAUGCAAAUCAGGGGCAAGGACGGUCUGAGGAGUUACUUCAAGACUGGCGAAGAUGAAGCCAUGACUAAUACGGACCAGUGA